This is a messenger RNA of Hordeum vulgare subsp. vulgare (domesticated barley), 638 nucleotides long. RefSeq names its product protein PELPK1-like. Lineage: Eukaryota; Viridiplantae; Streptophyta; Magnoliopsida; Poales; Poaceae. The coding region runs from base 39 to 413 and encodes 124 amino acids. The record is from RefSeq and is a predicted model, not a curated record. The transcript has a single exon.
CAUCGCACGAGCUAGUACAACCAUAGACAUCCAUCAAAAUGGCUUCAAGAAACGCCGCAGUAUUCCUCGUCGGGCUGCUCCUCUCGUGCGUCGCCAUGAGCAGCGGGGCAAGAAUCCUGGAGGAGGAGGCGACUACGUCCAAAGGCGAGGAGCACCUGCCGGAUCUGCCAACGCUGCCCAAGGUCGAGCUACCGCCAUUCCCGGAGGUGCAUCUGCCACCUAAGCCAGAGCUGCCCAAGGUGGAGCUGCCGACGUUCCCGGAGGUGCACCUGCCACCCAAGCCAGAGCUGCCAACGUUCCCGGAGGUGCAUCUUCCAGCCAAGCCGGAACUGCCCAAGGUGGAGCUGCCACCUAAGCCUGAGAUGCCCGCCAUCCCCGAGUUCCACUUCCCGCAGCCAGAGACUAAGCCAUGAAGAUUGUCUUCGGUUGUCUUCUCUUUGCUUGUGCUCCUACAUGCCCCUGUUGGUCCUGUUGUGUAUUUCGUGUGGUUGUGUAGUUUGGAUUUUGGGCGAGUCAUUUGUGUGAUGUGAAGCGCUUACCUAUGGCGUCUACCCCCUUCGUUCCUAAAUAUAAUUUUUUCUUAAAGAUUUUACAAAGAGACUAUAUACAAAAUAAAAUGAGUGAAUCUAUACUUUAAA